AUGUCAAAACUCGAACCAUUUUACCUUUCAAGUGUAUUGUUAUACAUCACUCAUAGGAGUGUUCUUACCACUUUUCAAGCGGUCAACAAGAAGUGCAAUGACGCAAUUCAAAUGCUUCGCAUUAACCCGCCACUCUUUUUCUUUCGCCUUCCUUUCAUCUUCAAUUUUUUCCCAAAUCUGUCAACCCUACGUGGAAACCUGAUCGAAUUCCAAAACUCGAUUUCUAAAGAGCAACUGACUCAAAUCAGUUGGAUAGAGUCAACAGUGAUCAUCCCAUUCAAUUUAAUUAAUACAUCUUUGUAUAAUAAAAUCACGGAGAUUCGUCUGAGUCCCGUAUGUGCUCUUGAGUGCUAUAAACUGAUGAACUUAAGACGGCUCUUUAUCUUCUGUGAAGCUGAAAACACACUUCUUUUGACAAAACUACCACAACAUUCUGUUCUCAAGAGAAUUGGAAUAUACCACGAAUCCCCACUUACAGAAUUCGAGUCUAACAACUUCAUACAGAACGCUAAGAGACUUCUGAACGUCGAAUUUGUGCUCAACACAAAGAGCAACUGCAAACACCUUGUAUUCCUCAAGAACGUCACUACAAUUAAUAACUUCGAACCAACCAUUAAUACAGAUAGACAGUGCGAAAGUCCUGUUACAAAGGUCGAUUUACACCUCGACGUGCUUGAUGAGUACUCUGCGAAGUAUUUUAUAUCGCCGGGCGUCAUUCGUAUGACUGUCGACAUCACUCGAAAUUGUUUGGACUACCUUAACAUCAGUUCCUUUGUCCUCAAAGAGCUCAAAAUCUCCGUGAAAACUGGUCGCCACUGGUGUUUGUGUCUUCCAAGCAGUUUAGUUGUGCUUACAAUAAAAGGAGGGACCUUCUGGUUGACCAAUUUAAAGCGGCUUGAUCGAUUGAAAGACGUCGAUCUUGACACUGAACUGACUCCGCCGAAGGCACAGAAAGGGGUGAAGAGUGUGUGUCUCCCUUUGAGUGUCGAGAACUGUUGUAUUAAGUCGAUAUUUGGAAACUCCAAAUUUGGGAAUGUCGACCAGAACUUGGUCUUGAGGAAGUGUAAUGUGACGGGGUGUGUCGAUUUUUUGGACUGUUCGAAGUGUAGUCUUUUAACGCAUUUGACGGUGUACACAACAGCACAACAGUUCACUCUAACGGUUCCCAAACUUAUCAAAAACGUCUCUGUUAUAUCCAAGAAUGGGAGAAUAGUCAUGAAAAACAGUCGAAUAUUAAACACGAUGAGCGUCUUACAUGUUGAAGGAAAUUUUGAGUUUCUUGAUCUGACGAAUUUGUAUUCUGUUGAGUCACUUGUGUUAAUUUCAUCGGCUAAAGCUACUCAAAUUAAAUUUCCAAAAUACCCGAAGAACUUGGUCGAGUGUUAUUUCCAUCGCCCUUUAGACGCGGUAGUUGAGUCCCUCAUUAACUCCAGAAGUUUAAGUCUGAAAGGCAAUUUCAAUGUGAAAAAGCUUUGGAUUUCGAUGAGUUCUUCUGAAUCACCAGUCAUAGAAAUACCACAUUUGAAGGAAAUAGUGUUGUUCUAUACUUUAUUUGAAUGCAUUGGAUAUGACUCAAUCAACAAUAGGUGUAAGUUCAUGUCAACUGAAGACAAGUGCUGUUUCACGAUACCUAUCACUCUGAACAUCACACAACACACGUUGAUCAAAAUCAGUGUUGUGUCGAAGACAAAGUGGUUCACUAUUUCUAACCCGACUAGUCCUGUUGUCAAACACACAACACACUUGAGAAACAACAGAAACG
Molecule: messenger RNA, 1762 nt
Organism: Entamoeba invadens IP1
Lineage: Eukaryota; Evosea; Mastigamoebida; Endamoebidae
Exons: 1
Source: RefSeq, a predicted model, not a curated record